AUGGAAAUAAAUACUGAUCAAUUAGAGGAGUUAGAUAUUCCAAAAAGCAUACAAAUGCAUUUGAAUUUGUCUAUGGAUGAUUUACAUGAAACAGAUUUAGCAUCGCCAAAAUCUUCAAGCAUAACCAAGCCAACUAUAAAUAAUAAUACUAAUCAUAGCAAUGUAACAAUGAAUAUAAAUCCAAAGUUGCAAAAUUUAAAAGAAAAUGAUGCAUCAGAUAAUUCAUUCCAACAUAGAAGAAGUUCUUCAUCCAGCGCAUAUAUAAACACGUCGACAAUUACUACUCAUAGAUCGUCACAGUUGAAUAAAACUCCUUCAUUUUUGGUAACUCAUCCAAAUGUUACCACUACAACAGCAACCACAACAAUAUCGGAUAACAUUUCAAAUGCAAAAAAUGAUGUCAUUACUACAUCAAAUAACAAUGUUCUUACUCAAACAUAUAAUGAUAAUGUUACUGCUUUAAAUUCUCCAAUUUAUAAGUCUAAUCUUAAAUCACAUUCUCAUUCUCAUUUACAAAAUAAUAUAGAUUCAUCUUCAUCUGUUGAAUCUUUGAAUUUAUUAUUAGAAAAACAACAAUUAAGACAAUUGAAUCAUCCAUUACAUAAUGAUCAUUUGACUAGUGCCCAAACUUUACCAAAUUCGGUAAAAAAUUCUCUUCAUUGUAAUUCCAAAUAUAAUAAUAAUUUCAACCAAAAAUAUAAAUCAAAUCCCAUCUUAAUGUCAAAUUUAAAUAAUCAAUAUCAUACUCAUAAUUUAUCAGUUCCAAAUAAUGCUGGUCAUAAUAAUAAUCAAAAUCUUUCAAAUUUAAAUUUACGAGUUACAAUGAGCAAUACAAGUACUAAUUCAAACUCAAAUCCAAAUGUCAAAGAAACGAAUAGAAUAUCUUUAAAAUAUGAUCCUGUAUCCAAAAAAAAGGUUUUAAAUACUUAUGAAAUUAUGGGGGAAAUUGGUAGAGGUCAGCAUGGUAAAGUUAAAUUAGCUAAACAUAUUUUAACAAAUGAAUUAGUGGCUAUUAAAAUUGUUAAUAGAGAUGAUAAGAAAAAAAGAAAAUUUUUCAGUUUUAAAUCAGCUUUUCAAAAAUCAAAUAAUAAGAGUAACUGUACCGAUAAUAAUAAGGCAAAUAAUAAAACAAAUAAUAAUUCAGAUGAUGACAAAAAAUUUGAUAAGAUUAAUCGAGAAAUUGCUAUUAUGAAAAAAUGUCAUCAUAAACAUGUAGUUAAACUAAUAGAAGUCUUGGAUGAUUUAAAAUCAAAAAAAAUUUAUUUAGUAUUGGAAUAUUGUGCAAAGGGCGAAGUAAAAUGGUGUGCUAGCGAUCAAUUGGAAACAGAAGCGAAGGGUCCACCAUUAUUAUCCUUCCAAAGAACUAGAGAAAUAUUUAGGGGUGUCAUCUUAGGUUUGGAAUAUUUGCAUUAUCAGGGAAUUAUACAUAGAGAUAUUAAACCAGCAAACCUUUUGUUAUCAGCAGAUGGUGAUGUUAAAAUUUCAGAUUUCGGUGUUUCAUUGGCUGCAACUAAAGAUGCAAAUGAAGAUGGUAAAGAAGCUUUAGAUGAAUUAGAAUUGGCAAAGACUGUAGGUACUCCUGCAUUUUUUGCUCCAGAAAUUUGUUUGGGUGAUGAAGCUAAAUUGAAAUAUCAAAUGUGUAAAAGUGAAACUUUUAAUGGUACAUGUAUAUCUUUUAUGAUUGAUAUCUGGGCCUUAGGGGUGACUUUAUAUUGUUUGUUAUUCGGUAUGUUGCCAUUCAUAUCUAAUUUUGAAAUGGAAUUAUUUGAGAAAAUAGUAAAUGAUGAAUUAAUUUUCCCAGAUUUUGAUGUCUUAUCUAAAAAUAACGUUUCAGCCAUUUCAAAUCAAAAUGAAUAUGAUAUGGCGAAAGAUUUAUUAUUGAAAUUAUUGACGAAAAAUCCAAUGAAAAGAAUUCAAAUUUCAAAUAUUAAGAGGCACCCUUUUUCAAAUUGGGAUUUUGAUUAUAUUGAAGAUCUAACUAAUAUUAAUUUAAUUAAUGAAAAAAAAACUGAACAAUUCUUAUUUCAAAAAAAUCAGUCAGAUGAAUUAAAACAAAUUUCAAUUUCAAAUCGUGAAGUUAGACAUGCCGUUGGUGGUGUUGGUAAAAAAAUUAAAGAUUCAAUUUUUAAGACUUUACCCUUAAAAUAUAUCUCUUCAUUAAAUAGUGAUCAAAGUAUGGCAAGUGUUGAAACUCAUAUUUUUGAAACUACAAGUACAACUAAUGAAUCAUUAGUUAGAAGAGACCCAAGUAUUUUAUUAAGUGAAGGUUCCGCAAGUGACUCAAGCGAAGCAAAUUCUUAUAGACGUGGCUCAACAACCUCAAACACUGGUCAUUUGUGCUCUGCUUCUUUAUUGAACGACAAAAAUACUGCGUUGUUUUAUAAUAAUCACAGUUCCUCGAAUAAUAAUAAUACUAAUGGUGGUAUCAAUACCAAUAACAUUACUUCGAAAUUGGUAAUGUCUCCAAAAAAUCUACAAUAUCAAUCUCUAAUAAAUAACCAAAAUGACUCCUUAAAUGAUUUGAUAGAAGAAAAUCAUAACACUCGUUUAAUUGAUAAUCAAAUCAUUAAUUGUAAUACUUUCACUAAUGAUAACACGCCUUAUGAUACCCUUAAUCCAAUCAAUAAUGACAAUACCAAUGACACCUUUUACGAUACUAAUGAAAAAAAAUUACAGUAUACCUCUAAUGAUCCAUAUAGAAGUACUAAUAUUAAUGAUAGUACUAAUUAUGAUAAUAGCAAUAAUAUUGGCCUUUAUAGAAAACCUGCUAUAAAUGCUAACUCUACCUUUAAUGACAACCCUCAAUGCGAUAAAAGUACUUUUUGUGCUGAUAACAACAAUAAAUAUCCAAAUUAUAAUCAAACUAAUCAAUAUACUUACGGUAAUGAUGCUAGUUAUUCAAAUAACGACUUUAACGAUUAUAAUGAUGGUACAGGUUAUUCAUACAAUGAUCCUAAUGAUGAUCUAAUUGGCCCUAAUGAGCCAUUCACUAUCGUCACUUUACCAAUUAAUUCUUCUUUUGCUUCUCUAGAUAGUUUCUAUAUUGACAAUUUUGCAAUGACAAAAUUAAGUCAGGAACCAAAUAUGAACAGUGAAAACAUAACACAUUCAGAUCCUGUUUUAUCAAAGAAGAAAGAUCGAAGUUUAAGAAGUAAUAAGGUUCCUAAAUCUACCAGUCCAGUUAAUGUUAAACCCCAAAAAUCAAAUAAGAGUUUGGCCAAUACUAGAAAUUCCAAUCAAUCUGUACCACGUAACCGAUCAAAAACUUCUUAUUCUAACUUGGCGUUUUUAAAUAUGGGUUUAUCCUCAACUACAAAUGAUAGAAUACCAAGAAAUCACCAACAACCCACUAAAAAAGUUUCAAGGAAGAGAUCAAGCGUUGACUUGACUACUGCAAUGUCUAAUUUUAAAAUUAGUUCGGUCUCUCAACCUAAUAAAUCAGAGCAUGCUUCUUCAACUAAUGAAGUAAGUCCAAAUCCAAAUAGUAGAAUUGCAAGUUCAUCACCAAAAUCUUUUCCACGAGAAACGAAGAAUUCUCAAAGUAGUAUCUCCCCAGGAAGUAGUGCGGUUAGCAGUGGAAAUACGGAUAAUUCAUCCAAUUUUAGUGGAGUUUCCAACCCUACUUGUGACAUACGCAAUAGUGAUUUUAGAGUUAAAAAGGGAAACUUCUUUGUGAAUUUUAAUGGUCAAGAUGAGGAAAGUAGUAGUGCUAGCAGUAGUAGUAGUGCUAAUAGUACUGACACAUCCGAUUACUCUGAUAGUGAUGCUUCUUAUUCCUCUUCUCCACUUAAUAGUGAAAUAAACCUUGAUUUUGAAUCAGUACCUGUGCAGUUUAGUAUUGAAUCGGGAAAUGGUAGUGUACUCUCAUUGAGAGAUUUACCAGGAUUAAGUCAAGUCCAGCCUUUUCUUGAUAGUCACUCCAGACCAUUAUCAAGAAAAAGAACCUCAUCAACAGAGGAUGAAUAUGAAGAAUUAGUCCUACAUGCUGGAAGUGCUGGCCGUAAUCGACGUCAAGAACAAGUACCGAAGAAUAAAGCGACUUCCUCUGCUCUGGAUACUAAUGGUGAAUUAAAACCCAAGUCUCAUAUUUUCAUGCCACCUUUUAAUUGUAAAAACAAUACAAGUUCAGCAACAAUUACAAGAUGCUCUACUGAUCAGGAUUCAAUUACAAAAUGCUCAACUGAAAGAGGUUCAGCUGCUGUUGAAUCUUCAAACUUGCAAUUUUAUGCAAACAAGAAUGAUACACUAGAUGCAGCUUUAAAUCCACAGGAUGAUAAUAAUAACAGUUGCUCAAAGUCACGUCCGUUAAGAACAUAUUCGAAUUUUGGGUUAGUGACCAUGAAUAAUAUUACAUCAAAACCUACUACUGAAACCUCUCCUGUUAGUAACAUGGCUGGCAAGAAUACUAACAUCGACAGUAAGGAUUUAAAUUAUAAAAAUUUAUUGAGAAGUGCCUUAAGCAGAUCGACUUCUGAAAAGCAGAGAGACGCAAAGCAUAAUGGUAAACAAUGCCGUAGAAGUAAUUCUACCUCAGUUACAGAUGUGACGGAUGUAAAUCGUAGUAAAAUCCUCGACAAUAUCAGUGGGGAAGGAUCUUCAUCAGAUGAAUCUAUAGAUGAUGUUUUUACAUCUAAUAGAAAAAUGAGAUCACAAUCUGUGACUGUAAGUUCUUUAACGAAGAAUAAAAAGUAA
This is a messenger RNA of Henningerozyma blattae CBS 6284, 4692 nucleotides long. Its product is annotated as serine/threonine-protein kinase. Gene Ontology annotation, cellular component: cytoplasm. The record is from RefSeq and is a predicted model, not a curated record. The coding region runs from base 1 to 4692 and encodes 1563 amino acids. Gene Ontology annotation, biological process: protein phosphorylation; intracellular signal transduction. Gene Ontology annotation, molecular function: ATP binding; protein serine/threonine kinase activity. The transcript has a single exon. Lineage: Eukaryota; Fungi; Ascomycota; Saccharomycetes; Saccharomycetales; Saccharomycetaceae.